GCAGUCUUCUUCGAUCGCGUCCAUCGGGAACUCGUCCCAAAUCAGUUUACAGGCUCGUGGUAUGUUUACAAAUUACGCAACCCGUGAGUGAAUAUCUGAUAAACAAAAUGCACGAGCCAUUACACUAGUUAUAAAUCAAGUAACUGCAGUUAUUGAAAAGGAAACAGGAGUUACCAUGGAUUACAAUCAAGAUGUAUUGCCAGCUAACGUGUUGCAUUGGAACUAUAGGGGAUUCACCGAAUUUCCUCUAAGCCGUCUUAGCGGAGAAGAAUCAGAAGUGACGGAUAUUUAUUUGAAGGAGAACCUAAUAUCUCGUGUGCCGAAAGAAAUUUGCAGACUGGAGAACCUUGAAAGUCUGUAUCUAAGUGGGAAUGAUAUUACCGAACUUCCCAAAGAGAUAUCCAAGUUGAGAUGUCUUAAGUGUUUGGACGUAAGUGGGAAUAGGCUGAGAAAGCUUCCGGAUGAGGUUGGUGAGAUGAGAAGCCUAAAGUUUCUGAUAUUAGAUGAGAACGAGUUGACCGAACUGCCGCUCAGAUUGAGCGAACUUCGCGCCCUCCGGUAUCUAUCGGUUUGUGAUAACCAAAUCCAAUGGCUCCCCCAAAAGCCUGUGUACAACUACCACCACUGUGAGUUCAGGUUCUGGAGGAACCUGAGGCUGAAGACGAUCCCAUACUCGCUAUGGUACCACAUGUUCCGCGACCAGCAAACCAGAAGUCUGAAUAUAGGAUGCUUAAACGUCCAAACGGAUCUUCCAGCAGCAAAUAAGAAAAUUCGAUUAAAAAUAGCUCAAGGUUCUAGAGAAAGGGAAAUAGAUAUUAACACUCCUAUACAACAUGAUAAAAUAAUGGGAAGAAACAAAAUCUUUCCACCUAGUCUUUAUGAGCUUGCCAGAAGAAAAAUAUACCAAAUCUUAAGUGAUAUUGCUAAAAGGCACACAGAUCAUAACGAAAUUUCCUCAUGGCGAGAUUAUAAUUAUAAUAAUGUAAGAAACCUUGAACAAAACUUCGAAGAAUUCAAUAUUGAUAGCAAUUAUGAUAUCAAUGGAAACAAUACUGUAACACCAUUGAAUAAGAUCAGUAAUAGUGGAAAAGUAAGAAGUUAUUACGUGCCGAGUGAUAUACUAAAUGAACACUUCAGAUUUCUACCACAGUUCAUGAAGGUUGAGUUGAGUAAUGGGCCAGUAUCAAGAUGUGAAAAUGCUUUGUGCAAAAUUCCAGUCUUCGACUUUGUAUUUUACGAAUUCUGUUUUGGGAAAAUAGUCCUUAUCGACAACAUGACCGAUGUGAUACUCAGUGCAGCUUUUUGCUCCAAAACCUGUGCCGAUACGUGGCGAAUAGGCAAAGAAGUUAUACCCUGGAGUUUGAUAGAAGAUCAUUAAUAAGCACAAUAAUGUUACGGUACAAACGUUGUAGUAGGUAUUAUUAAAAGUACCUAUAUCAUUAUAAAGUUGUUGUUAAC
Molecule: messenger RNA, 1458 nt
Organism: Ostrinia furnacalis (Asian corn borer)
Lineage: Eukaryota; Metazoa; Arthropoda; Insecta; Lepidoptera; Crambidae
Product: leucine-rich repeat-containing protein 28-like
Exons: 4
Coding region: 176-1378 (400 amino acids)
Cellular component (GO): cytoplasm
Molecular function (GO): protein binding
Source: RefSeq, a predicted model, not a curated record